UGUUUCUUUAAUGUUGCUCACAAGACGCAAAUCACAAGACGUUGAUAAAAAAGUACUUGAUUCAGUUGGAUUAUUUUUCUCUCAGCAAUAUCAAAAUCAGGGCCAACAGCGGUGCCAGACCUCAGCGCCAUGUCGGGCCUCACCAUCCGGAGGUACGAGAACGACGACGACGAGGCCGUGAAGGAGAUCUUCACCAUGGGCAUGAGCGAGCAUGUGCCCUCCUCCUUCGUGCACCUCCUCAAACAGCCCCUGACCCAGAUGAUCCUGAUGGGGACAUUCUGCGCCCUGAUGGCCAGCUCCAAGUCCUUCCUGCUGCCUGUCGUGGCCGUCACACUCCUCCUGGCCGGCGCCAAGCAGCUCAUCGGCUACCUCUUCAGCAGCUACAUCAACGAGUCCCUGAAGAAGGACCUGAACCGCAUCAGGGAGACCUACCUCGAGAGCAAGGACGCGUGUUUCUGGGUGGCCGAGAGUGACGGCCGGGUGGUGGGGACGGUGGGCUGUCUGCCCUGCAAGACACAGCCAGGCUGCAUCGAGCUGAAGCGGCUGUCCGUGCGGCGUAGCCACCGGGGGCUGGGCAUAGCCAAGGCCCUCAGCCGGACGGUGGGGGACUUCACCAGGGAGAGAGGCUUCCCCGCCGUCAUCCUGUAUACGUCCGUAGUGCAGACGGACGCGCAGAAGCUUUACGAGCAUUUGGGCUACAAACGGCUCCGGGAGUUUGUUAUUCCCGAAACCAUCGCCAAACUCACCAACUUCACUGUGAUAGAGUACAGGCUGGACUUAAAUGCGGGGGGGGAGAAGGACGACUGAAACCUCCGGGGGUGACUCAUGCUUGUGAGCAGGCACACAAUAUAACACACACACACAGUGGAAAUAACUAGUCACCUCCAUAAAAUAGCACACUUAGUUACAUUUAAAAUGUGGGAUUAAAAUAGAUUGUUUCAUUUUUGUAUGAUCUCUAAAACCUCUAUAAUUUUCAAGGGAAGGAUCAUUCUGAGAAAAGACAUAUGCUCAUGGAAAAUAACCCAGAUAUACCUUGAUUAUUUUUACCCCCUGAAUUUAUACCCCGAGUCAAUACAUGUCAGAAACAUCUUUGUCAGCGGUUACAUUUGUCUUCUUAGGUAAGUCUGAACUCUUUACACACCUGGCUUAUUUCCCCAUUAUUCGUUCAAAGCCUUAUCUAGGCUUUGUGAAUGUGUCAUGGUGAUCAUGGACAGGUUGAAGUAUUUUUUAAGAAGUUGGCCAAUCAAGCAUUUGCUGUCUUCUUGGAAAGCAUCCAGAGUAAAUAUCAGCCUUGUGUUGUGGUUUCAUACAAAGUUUCCCAUGCUUUGCACUGUCCCAUUUCUUUUAAUCCCGAAAUCCUUUUGGGGAAUUUAAAUUUUUCUAUCCCUCCAUUUGGCGGCUCAUUGCUAACGUUUCAGUGUUGUUUAGGUCACAUUUGAUGAGUUACGAUAGUUUUUUUGUUUUUGUUUAGCAAAUUGUUAAUCCAGCCCAUUUCUUUUCUCAUCACGCCAGCCCAAAGAAUUUAGAAGAAUGUAUUUGUGUUUUUAUAAGCCAUAAUUACACAUUUGAAGAAUUAUGUCUGAUUGUAUUCUUUUAUCCAUCUCCCAAUAAUUUUCCUUGCUUAUAGUUGAAUCUGUGGUAUAUAUUCAUGAGGGACUUUACCAAUGUUGUAUGUUUUGGGGACAGAACAAAAAAAAGCAGAACACACAAAAAAACUGAACAUGAAUCAGUUCCUUAAAACACCACAUUAUAUAAACUGUAGAAAAUCAUAUAAUGGAACUUUAAGUUUCCAAAAACAAAAUCUAAUCUACUUUGGUUUUGUUUCUGCGCUGCGAUACUUAAGUGUUUUGAUAACUUGAUAAAAGAUGCCUGGACACAGAUCACCUAACCAUGAGGGAUUUGCUGCAGAAAAAUGUAUGCAGAAUCAGUCCGUCUAUGUUCAGAUCCAUUUUGCUCGGUACAAGCGAGUGAAAACGGGACAUGCUCUAUUGCUUUUAAUGGGCAUUUUACUAAUUAUUUAUUAAACUAAUUACUGUCAAAAUGUGCUUUCAUAUUGUUUUGACGUUUUCUCUAAAUUAAAGCGUUUUAGAUCUUU
Molecule: messenger RNA, 2095 nt
Organism: Esox lucius (northern pike)
Lineage: Eukaryota; Metazoa; Chordata; Actinopteri; Esociformes; Esocidae
Product: probable N-acetyltransferase camello
Exons: 2
Coding region: 130-807 (225 amino acids)
Molecular function (GO): N-acetyltransferase activity
Source: RefSeq, a predicted model, not a curated record